UAUUUAUACAUGAAGUAAUUCAAAGUCUUUAUUGGAAAACAGUACGUGUUUACAAGACAUACAUGUAUUUAUAAACCGUUUUGAAGGACUAUGUUGAGCAUGAAAACGUUUAAAAAUCCUUUUAAUUUCUUUCCUUCAUAAGAUCUAGCUGGUGGGGUUUUUUUUUUUUUGUUUUUUUUUUUUUCUUAUCCUUUUCAUUUUUGUGCAUGAAUUUGAAACAUUUAACAUUCUUAAUGGCCUAAUUCAAUCGCUUCUCGUUUAUUUGAUUUAUAAUUUUGAACAGUAUAGAUAGACGACAAAUCAGUUAACCUAUGUGGUGUGAAGGAAUGCACAGUCUAUUUAAAUUUGUGCGUGUCGAUAUGUUAGUCUGUAUAAUAACUUAUCCGCAAUAUAGGCCUGGUGUCUUUUCAAAAUUAAGAAAACAAUUGGCGUAGUUGUAAUUGAGCGAGUCGGACCUUUAAAUCGCGAUAGGAUUUUAAUCAAACUUCAUUUGGCACCUAAUUGAUACUAGUCCUUUCUAGUCAGUGCUGCUCAUUUCAACGUUUAAAUUCAUAUAUUCAGUGAUGGAUGAAAAAUCAUCCUGAACACGUCUUGGCAACAAAAGCAGGGCGACUAGCGAGGUUCGUGUUGAGCAUUGAUAUGGUGACUCCGAUUUAUACCUAAUCCUGGAGGCCGUGAACGAUCUAAAGAAACGGCUAGAUUAAUCGUUAAUCUCGUUGUCCGAAAAAGUUUCUGUAGUCAAUCUGAAUGUACUUAGCAACAAAAAUAGCUCACUGUGUAGCAGGAAUUCUUUAUGGAUGGACAUAACCUUUGAAACCGGAGAUAUGGCUGAAACGUGAGCGCCAUUAAAACAUGCCGGGUGACAUAGCAUCGCCGAAUCUUCUGUUAGCCCGUCCAAAAUCGAGCCCCAGUGUCAAUCCUCCGACUAACGGAAGUAAACCGGGUACCAACGGAAGUGAGGAUUACCAUGUAGAGCUACUGGAAUACGAAUGGCCGGAUCUUCCGCCCAUCCCUCACAUGAAGGAUGCCAUCACACGGGAACGAGUCAGCAGGGGCAUUAGUUAUAUUCUGCCAAUCGACAAGUCCCAGAUCUCCAUUAAUAACCGUUAUCGGACAGACCUCAGGGCAAUGUUCCAAGAGCCUUACGCAAGUGAUAAACUCAGGUUCGACGAAAACAAAUUGAAAUUAAGUGCAAAAAUACAUUUCGAUACAAACACGGGGGAUACGAAGUGGACACAAAAGUUGUUGAAGUCCGUACCAGUUGAGAUUAAUUCCGAGUCUGAGAAAAUCAGAAAACUGUACGCCAGGUCCGCCCCGGCCGGCGGCUCCAGACGAUCGGAAUUCAAUUUAGAUCAAAUGAAAACGAGAUCAAGUCUUUAUCUUCCUAUGAAAACGCGAGCCCAUCCCGAGGCUCAGAAACUUCGAAAAGAAGUGGAGAAAAUUAUUCAAAGUGUGCAAGAGGACGGCGAGGACUAUAGUGAUGACAGAUUUAAGGAAAAUGACGAGGAGACCAGCACAGCAAAGAUUGCGAUCGCACGUCCGUCGUUGGCGCAUCACAUGGCACGAACCAGUAUUAUGAGUAGCGCUAGUUCGCAUUCCGCAAAAUCACGAUUAAAGCUUACAGCUGAAAAUUUCAACAGCUACGAACAGCUUCAGAAAACGAAACCUCCCAGACCUCAGAUACCCGAACUCCUCAAAUCUCGCUACCUCAGUGCCGAAAAGAACCAGGGAAUCUGGGAAUGGCUCCACCACGGCGAGGAGAUGACGGAAUUCGAGUUCUUCUUGUCAGUAUGUGGAUAGUGGAAAGAGGUGGAAGGUGGAAUCAUGAAGGCUUCCUAAGUGGAUAACGAAAAAAAUGUGGAAGGUGAAUUAAUAAAAGCUUCCUAAGUGGUGGAUUGUUAAAUAUUGAAUCAUACAUACCUGUGUGCAUAUAUAUUCUUAUUUUGCAAGUGAUGAUACGCGAUCAUACAAAAACACACACUCCAAUACUUGAUUGUGACUGCGAGUUCGUGUAAUUUGCCGUACAUUUGUAUUUGCUUCGCUGUGCCAAAUCCUCAACUGUGAUGUAAUAAUCAAAAUGUUACCAUGUUAUCAGGCCUACAAGAUUAAAAUAAUAUAUUUUUCUUGUAAAAUGCAUUAAACAUAUUGAUUUACA
Ostrea edulis (European flat oyster) is the source of this 2155-nucleotide messenger RNA. RefSeq lists its product as uncharacterized. The record is from RefSeq and is a predicted model, not a curated record. Lineage: Eukaryota; Metazoa; Mollusca; Bivalvia; Ostreida; Ostreidae. The coding region runs from base 853 to 1800 and encodes 315 amino acids. The transcript has 3 exons.